Molecule: messenger RNA, 8239 nt
Organism: Sphaeramia orbicularis (orbiculate cardinalfish)
Lineage: Eukaryota; Metazoa; Chordata; Actinopteri; Kurtiformes; Apogonidae
Gene: pcdh17
Product: protocadherin 17
Exons: 5
Coding region: 697-4122 (1141 amino acids)
Biological process (GO): homophilic cell-cell adhesion
Cellular component (GO): plasma membrane
Molecular function (GO): calcium ion binding
Source: RefSeq, a predicted model, not a curated record
UUUUGUUGCGCUCAGACUGUUUCUCCGAACAGUUUUCCCUUUUCUGAACAUCGGUGAGUCACUGCAGGCACCAGACAAGCCUCUGCAUCCUAAUCAGACAGAGAGGACUUCAGCUCAUUGACAUUACAGUCAUACUUUUCUGGAGCACUUUUUUCUUUUUUUUUCUUUUUUUUUUUUUUUUUAUUUCCACUGCGCUUCACUGUAGCCUGUCUGUGCAUCCGGAGGCUUGUGGCUGUGUUUUUUUUUUUUCUCUCCCUCUCUCCCUUUUGCACAGAAGGGGUGGAAAAAGGAUACGGGUGGUAGCUAUACCUACUUAAGAGGAUGAAAGUCUGCUUCAUUCGUACUGGACCUGACUGUUCACAUUUUCACUGUUAUACACUCGGACCUUUUCCUAUGGUGGUGUGAGGGAACAUUUACGAUGGCUAUUCUGUUUGGAGACUGGAUUGCGAUUAUUGCUCAGAUGAGUUGGAGCACUCAGCUGAAUAUAAAUUAGGUGUUCAGCACCACAGAUUGCUGGAAGAGAGAGACAGAGACACAGCAAAGACAAUCUACAAAGACAAAUGCCAAGGUUUCACAUAAUGAACAGAACUCUUUUUAUGAUCCUGAAUAAUAGAAAAACCAAAUUUGAGCAAAAUAUCAACAGGUCAAGGAGAGCAUAAACCUAAUACAGAUUAUAACAGCUCUUACAGCGUGGGGAUGUAUCUUUCUAUUUUCUUUUUCCUUCUCCUGUGGGCUCAAGCCCUGACAUUGAAAAACUUGAAUUACUCUGUCCCUGAAGAACAGGGUCCGGGGACAGUGAUCGGGAACAUUGCCAAAGAUGCCAGACUUGGACUCGAUCAAACUGGGCAGGGAGGACAGGGUAAGAAAGCCAACUUUAGGGUGCUGGAGAACUCAGCACCGCAUCUCAUUGAUGUGGACCCCCAGAGUGGACUGCUGUACACCAAGCAACGCAUCGACAGGGAAACAUUGUGUAAGAGAAAUCCCAAGUGCCAGCUCUCCAUGGAGGUGUUUGCGAACGACAAGGAGAUCUGUAUGAUCAAAAUAGAUAUUCAGGACAUUAACGAUAACUCACCCACUUUCCCUUCGGAUCAGAUUGAUAUUGACAUUUCUGAAAAUGCAGUGCCGGGGACACGCUUUCCGCUGACCAGUGCGCAUGACCCAGAUGCAGGAGAAAACGGCCUGAAAACCUAUCAAAUAACACGUGAUGAUUACAAUCUCUUUUCCUUGGAGGUAAAAUCCCGUGGGGAUGGGACUAAAUUCCCAGAAUUAGUUAUUCAACGACCACUUGACCGCGAAGAACGAAGCCAUCACACCCUCAUUUUGUCCGCUACAGACGGCGGGGAAUACCCCAGGUCGGGUACCAUGCAGAUAAAUGUUAAAGUUAUUGAUUCCAAUGACAACAGCCCUGUGUUUGAUCAGCCUUCAUAUGUUGUGGAGAUUCCUGAAAACUCACCUCCUGGUAAAGUGCUGAUUGAUUUAAAUGCCACGGAUCCUGAUGAGGGCAACAAUGGACAAGUGGUCUAUUCUUUUAGUGGCUAUGCCCCCGAGAGAAUCCGAGAGCUCUUCUCCAUAGAUUCCAGAACAGGGGUCAUAAAGAUUCAGGGUGAAAUUGACUAUGAAGAGAGCCCUGUUAUUGAGAUUGACGUCCAGGCAAAGGAUUUAGGUCCCAAUCCAAUCCCGGGCCAUUGUAAAGUCACAGUUAAAGUGCUUGACAGGAAUGAUAACUGGCCGUCUAUAGGCUUUGUGUCUGUGAGACAGGGAGCCAUCAGUGAGGCGGCACCUCCAGGCACUGUCAUUGCUCUGGUUCGUGUCACAGACAAAGACUCUGGUAGGAAUGGGCAACUUCAGUGCAGAGUGCUGGGUAAUGUCCCCUUUAAACUUGAAGAGAACUAUGAUAACUUCUACACGGUGGUGACAGACAGGCCCUUAGACAGGGAGAUGCAAGAUGAGUACAACGUUACAAUUGUGGCCAAAGACAACGGCAUUCCUCCUCUAAAUUCCACAAAAUCUUUCACGGUAAAGAUUCUAGAUGAGAAUGACAAUGUUCCUCGCUUUACCAAGUCAGUUUACCUCCUGCAAAUACCUGAGAACAACAUCCCCGGAGAGUACCUCGGUUCGGUUCUGGCCCAUGACCCAGACUUAGGACAGAAUGGCACAGUUUACUACAGCAUAAUAAACUCCAACGUUAGUGGGGGUGACGUCAACACCUAUGUCAAUGUAAACGCUGCCAACGGAGCUAUAUACGCAGUAAGGUCCUUCAACUAUGAGCAAAUAAAAUAUUUUGACUUCAAAGUUCUUGCUAAAGAUGCAGGAUCUCCACAUCUUGAGAGCAAUGCUACAGUGCGUAUUAGCGUUCUGGAUGUCAACGACAACAUACCUGUUAUAGUUCUGCCUCUACUCCUGAACGAUACCGCUGAAAUCCAUGUGCCACGCAAUGUUGGCGUAGGCUACAUAGUCACCACAGUCAGGGCAGUGGAUAAUGAUUAUGGUGAGAGUGGAAGGCUCACAUAUGAGAUCUCAGAUGGUAACGAAGAGAACCUUUUUGAGAUUGAUCCAGUGACUGGGGAGGUAAGAACAGCCCAUCCAUUCUGGGAGGACGUGAGCCCCAAUGUGGAGCUUAUCAUCCGGGUGUCGGACCAUGGAAAGCCAACUCUCACUGCUGCUGCGAGGCUGAUCAUCAAGGCCUCUAAUGGACCUCUCUCUGGUGGAGCGCCCCACGUUACGGACAGACAGAACUGGGACAUGUCCCUCCCUCUAAUUGUCACUCUUAGUAUCAUAUCCAUCAUGCUUCUGGCCGCUAUGGUGACCAUAGCGAUAAAGUGCAAACGGGAAAAUAAGGAGAUUCGUACUUAUAAUUGUCGCAUUGCAGAGUAUUCGCACCCUCAGCUGGGGAAAGGCAAGAAGAAGAAGAUUAACAAGAACGACAUCAUGUUGGUGCAGAGCGAGGUGGAGGAGCGGGAUGCCAUGAAUGUGAUGAAUGUGGUAAGCAGCCCUUCCUUGGCCACCUCUCCUAUGUACUUUGACUACCAGACACGCCUGCCACUCAGCUCACCAAGGUCAGAGGUCAUGUACCUCAAACCCACUGCCAAUAACCUCAGCGUGCCCCAAGGCCACGUGGGAUGCCACACCAGCUUCACAGGCCCAGUCACCAGCACUACAGACACACCUACUAACCGCAUGUCUAUCAUACAGACGGACAAUUUCCCCACUGAGCCUAAUUAUAUGGGUAGCAGACAGCAGUUUGUUCAAAGUAGUUCGACAUUUAAAGACCCAGAGCGAGCCAGCCUCAGAGACAGUGGUCAUGGUGACAGCGACCAGGCUGACAGCGACCAGGACACCAACAAAGGCUCCUGCUGCGAUAUGUCUGCAAAGGAGGCCCUCAAGUUGAAGGCGACGGGCGUAAAACCACCACCUCUGGAGCAAGAUGAAGACUGUGUGAAUUGUACAGAGGAGUGCAGAGUACUGGGCCACUCCGACCGCUGCUGGAUGCCCCAGUUUCCAGCUGGAGGGAACCAGGCAGAGGGUGUUGACUACCGCAACAAUAUGUUUGUGCCAGCCGGAAUGGAGACUGUGCCCGAGACAGAGACCUAUGAAACAGUCAACCCCAAUGGAAAGAAGACAUUCUGCACUUUUGGCAAGGAGCGGCGCGACCACACCAUCCUGGUAGCCAACGUGAAGCCCUACUUGAAGGCAAAACGUGCCCUUAGCCCACUCCUCCAAGAGGUCCCUUCGGCCUCUAGCAGUCCCACCAAAGGCUGCUCCACCAUGUCUCCUUGUUCCUCAGUCAAAAGUCCAGCUGAUGGGGCUGAAGGCAAGCCUCCUCCUGCUACAUGCUCUGGUCACUACGGGCCUCCUGACGGUCAGUACUUGUCACCAACCAAACAAACCAGAGACCAGGGGGUCUAUCCACCCUUGCCACCCUCUGAUCCUGUGGCCAAGGUGCUGGCUGAGGCCCGCUCCAGGAUUAGCCAAGAGGCAACAGGUGAAAUGGAGUGUGCCCUGGAGCAGGUGGAGCCUGAUGCAAACCGUGAAGGAAUGGACGCUGACCAGGUGGUGAGAGAUAUCGACAAACUAUUGCAGGACUGCAGAGGAAGUGAAGCCACCGGCACACUCAGGAAGUGACACAAAGGACUGCAACUAAAAGAAAACACUGAGAAAGAGAAAGGAAUAGGAUCCUAUUCCAAAAAAACUCUCAAGCCAAAACUGUCACCAAAACAAAUCAAAAAGGUUAAAUGGCUCUUAUGAUAGGAGCUCUUUUUACUGUAUUUGUUGUUAAAAAGUACUGACACUGAAUGGACAAUGGGAACAUUUAUACUGUCAGACAUUUGGCACCAGUUUUGGUGCUAAUCCCUACCAACAAAAGUAGAACUGUGUAACAAACAUCUGAAUUCUGCUGAAUUUAUAAACUCUUUUUGUUUGGAUUCUUAAGCAAAUUGCAGUGGCUUAUGCCUCUGGCACCUCGCAAACUAUUAUCUAAGUGCCCACCAGCUCAUAAGUGUGUUGUUCAUGGUCUCUCGUGAAAUCCUACAUAUCUAAGUGUGUGUAGGUGGAUUUCUGUUAUGUGUAAUGGCCAUAGACACUGAGUGAAAAUGGACUAUUUAUGGUCAGACAUGACAAUCGAAGUGAAAACAGAGAAACAAGUUUCAGUCGGUUCGGGACAGUGAAAGACAAAGGUACACAAAGCAACCUUUUCUUUUCUGACUUUAUUAUAGGUGUUUAAAGCGUGAUGGAUCCUGUGUCUGAACAUGGAGAGGUUGGGUAAUCAGGGCUGUGCUCACAGUGGUUGGUUAUGGACUUGGGGUUGGAGGGGCAUAAACGCUCCACCGAUGGAGAAUUAUUAACAGUGUAACCAUGUUUCACCAGUCAUUUGUAGCCACAUGUGUAAACUGUGUCUGUCUCACGCCUCUAUUUAAACAUUCAUGACGCUGAGCGGUGUAGUCGCACACACACGCCCAUUUUACACAUGUGCAUUACACUUUGUGCACAUGCCAACACAGUCACAUGCACUGAUGCCCGUACACACAAGCAAACACACACACACACACACACAUACACACACACAAUAACGCAUACACACAACUGGCCAUCUGUGUAUUUGUCUUAUACAUGUUCAUCAUCAGCUUCCUUGUGUACAGUGAAUUAUCAUGUGUGUGACUAUGCCUUAAGGCAAUCACAAGUUGUGUAAAAAGGGACAUAUUUCCUCAGCUGUGAAAAGAUGAUAUCUAUAUGAUGAUAUAGAUGAAUAUAUGUAUGAAUCCAUGUAUAAUGUCCAAAUAUUAACAAAAUAUUUAUACCUUUUUUAAGAAAAAAGAAAUGAGGAAUUUCAGCAAAAAGUGUCCUCAAGACAAGGUCGAGAGUGGGCUACUAACUUAUUGAACUGCAAAGGACACUGCCAUUGUUUCGAAGACAAAUAUCCAAAAAUAUGAAUAAACAAGAAAAUGUCCCUUCACAUUAUCACUAUACAUAAUAUCAUUAUAUGUGUAAAUGUAUCCAAUUUAGAUGUGUUUACAUAAAAAAUUGACAUAUUUUUAUUGAUUUUACUGCAAUUUCUGUGCAUUUGAGCCAAAUUGUUAUGUGUACAAAAGCUAUAUUGUGUAUUUUAUUAAAUUAAUAUAUAGUUGUGUUGCAAUAUACAUGGGCUUAUAUUGUAUUUGGCAAAAGUUGCCUUAGUAGCUGUCGAACUCUGUGAGUUUGCUUUAGUUUGGGUUUUUGUUGGUGUUUUUUCCUCUCUAUUCUGCAUCGUUGCAGGCUGGCUUCAGUGCUUUUGAGAUGUCGCCUCUUUUUACCCUGAGAUCCAGCUGGAUCAAAUACAAUAACUGUUGAAAGCUUAAUGAGCCAGCUGAUCUAGAAUACAAUUCAACCAACAACAAAAAGCAACAACCACAAGAUAACAGUUUGAAUAUUUUUACUGAGCAGAUUUUUACAGGGCAGCUAUUUUCUUUAACAAUAACUAGUAUGCGUAUUUUGUGUUCAUUAUGUUUUUACUUUCUUUCCAAAAAAGAAACCUGCCAUAUGGAAAGUGGAGUGGUUUCCUUGGUGAUCAUAAAACUGCCUUACUGUCUCUGCGGAGAGCUUGUUGUAUCUGUGGAGCUUGUGACUGCUUAUAAAGCCCUGGUCCACCAGAAUGUGCAUUUUCUAUAAAGGACCAAAAGAGGUUCUUUUUCAGCAGUCUGUGUUGUUUAUGUAUGUACUCCUUCUCAAAACAUGUUACGAUUCUCAUACUUUGCAGAGAAACUUGACAUCUGAAAAUAUAUCUGAAGUUACUUUGGAUUUGAUGUCUUAGCUGUUUAGGUACACGGUUUAUAUAACCAAGUGGCUUCACCUUCAGGCUUUCUAAAAAAAAAAACAAAAAAAAAAUGAUACAGACAUUUAUUUUUGAAAAUCUUGGCACAUUUCGGCCACUCUCUGCUUUUUCUAAUAUUCUCAGACAGUAAAUUAAGCAGAACAGUAGGUUAUUAGAUUAGUGUUUGGAAAAUGUGACCACAAUCACCAAAUCUAUGUAGGAUGCAUCCAUUAGGGGGAACAGCGACUUACAGCUCCUGGUGUAUUUACUGCAGAACAUGUAUCUAAGCCGGGGUUUCAAUCCGAACAGCAGGUAUUACACAUUUUAUCCUGCUGACAUCACACACAUCACAUCUGAGCAUUGUGGUAUUUCUGUCUAAGCCCUCUUUUUCCUUAAUCUAGGUACAUGUUUGGACAUUGUCCUGCCAUUCUGCUGAGCCGCUCUAUACUUUGCCUAUUUUCCAUCUUUUUUUUAUUUCAGCCAUCAUUUGCUUACUUUUCUCCUCUUGCGAUGUUUGCUUUCUUCCCUCUCUGGAGCAAAGUAACUCUUGCCUUUUCUCCUCUCUUUCGUCUAUAAAGUAUUUGGUUUCAGUUUACCCCAGCUCUUUCCUGGGAGACGGCAGAGGCUGUUUUUAGAGAGGGCUGGGAGGCUGAGAUGGAGAAAGAAAAUAUUUAUGGUUACUUUUAAUAAGAUAUUUUCUGUUAUCUCUCCCAAAUAUCCAGAUAAAUCAAGCCCUGAGUCUGGAAUUCGCAUCAUACGAACAGAAAGAUGCUGUUAAAAUGUGCUGUUGAAACACGGCUUCAUAACUGUGAUCCUAACAGAAAGCGAUGCUACUUAUGCAUGCACGCAAACACAAACGCCCGGGCACUUCUGCAACACACUGCCUUUCAUUUAAAUGCAUAGCCCCUUAAAGGUAAAGUAAAGGCUGAAAGGGAGGGCAAAACACUCCACAGAUAAAUGUGACACUUCCACACUUGUCUUCAUGGUUUUAUUUUCCUUUUAUCUCAUUGUUCUUGGUCUUCAUGCUGGAUCAGGCGUUUCCUGCAUGCUUUUCCUUGAUUCGCCUUCAUGCCCUCAUUGUUAAACAAAACAAUUCCUUUCUUCCAGUUUAAUUUGGGUUACUUGUGUGGUAUAGAUUUAUUUCUAACUCACACCCUACCCCUAUUGCUGCGGUACCUGUUUGUGCGGGCAUUAAUUAAAAAAUAAUAGAGCAGAGGUCGCCCCGCGGAUCCAUCUGUGAAUGUGGGAAACUGAUGCAAAACACUGUCACACUUCAGGCACAUUGAAAGUCCUGUCCCCUCUAAUGGUGUUCUCCUGGCCCGGCCACUGUCUGCACACAUACCCGCAAACUGUGGGCAGGAAAUGAGCUGGGUCCAAUGGAUGGACGGUAUUCUUUAAAGCCAUGGCCCCUCUCUCAGGCUAUUUGCUGUCUAAUAGAGCAGAGGCUGCUGCUGAGGUCAAAACGUAGUCGGAGAUUGAACAUAAUGUAAGGCCUCUCAUUAUUGUCUAAUUACACACUGUUGGCAUCAUACACUGGCAGUGCAUUACUCAACUUUAGAGUGGGUUAUUUUUGCCCACUUGAGACUGUUGGUUUUACCAAGUGAUUAGGACAGGGCCUUGUUGAAUGUGGCUAACCGCCUCUGAUCUCUGACUCACACUGAUGCAGGUGCACACGGACUCAGACAGCCACUGCUUUCACACAUAGAAACAACAUGCUGUUUUGGUUAGUUAGAACAAGCACCCGAUGUUUGUCAGUGACGUCCCCUCACCCCCAAGCCCACGCUGAUAGCAAUGGGCUCCACGCUACAACGGGCAACUGGUGAAAAGACCAGAGACAUUCAUUUGUAUGGAUUAUUUCAACUGCUAUUGUCUAAAGGCUGUGUUCAUUGUGAUCUAUCUGAAAAAAAAAAAAAAAAAAAUGAUGAAAAGAUCAAAUAAAAAAGCAAUUACUAAUAA